Molecule: messenger RNA, 1038 nt
Organism: Fragaria vesca subsp. vesca
Lineage: Eukaryota; Viridiplantae; Streptophyta; Magnoliopsida; Rosales; Rosaceae
Product: naringenin,2-oxoglutarate 3-dioxygenase-like
Exons: 4
Coding region: 1-1038 (345 amino acids)
Source: RefSeq, a predicted model, not a curated record
AUGGCAGCUCCAAAGUCGGCACUCACGUCCGACCUUGUAUAUGGUGCAACCCAUGUUCCUUCUCAAUACGUCCGACCCGAACAUGAUCGCCCCAAUCUUGGCCAGGUCAUCCAGUCCGAUAUUUCCAUUCCUCUCAUCGACUUGCAAGGUUUCGACGGCUCCCGGCACUCAGAAAUCAUUAAGCAGAUCGGCCUCGCCUGCCAAGAGUCUGGAUUUUUUCAGGUUAAAAACCAUGGAAUCGACGAGGCAGUGAUCGAUAACAUGUUGGCUGUGGCAAAGGAGUUCUUCCAUUUGCCAGAGAGUGAAAGGAUGAAGGUUUACUCUGAAGACCCUUAUAGAACAAUAAGACUGUCGACUAGCUUCAAUGUCAGAGCUGAGGAAAUAGCUAGCUGGAGAGAUUACCUAAGACUCCACUGCCACCCUCUAGAGGACUACAUUCAUGAGUGGCCAGCCAACCCUCCCUCUUUCAGGGAAGAUGUGGGUGAGUAUUGCAAGGAAGUCAGAGGCCUAGCAGUGAGACUCCUUCACGGCAUAUCGGAAAGCCUGGGACUAGAAGAACACUACAUCAACAAGGCCCUAGCAAAGCAUGGACAGCACAUGGCGAUCAAUUACUACCCGCCGUGCCCUCAGCCGGAGCUGACCUACGGCUUACCGGGACAUGCUGACCCGAACGUCGUCACCCUCCUCCUCCAAGACGACGUGGAAGGCUUGCAGGUUCUCAAGGGAGGGAAAUGGGUUGCUGUCAAGCCCAUUCCUCACACCUUCAUCGUCAACCUCGGUGACCAAAUCCAGGUUAUAAGCAAUGAUCGCUACAAGAGUGUACUCCACCGAGCGGUGGUGAACAGCAACAAGGAAAGGAUCUCUAUCCCGACAUUCUACUGCCCAUCCUACGAUGCUGUGAUUGAACCGGCCCCGAAACUGGUCGACGAUGAUCAUCCUGCCGUCUACCGGAGCUUCACUUACGGUGAAUUCUACGGGAAUUUCUGGGACAAGGGCCCUAAUAAGAAUGGAACCUGUUUGGGCAUAUUUAAAAAUUGA